Staurois parvus is the source of this 595-nucleotide messenger RNA. The record is from the annotation of a GenBank genome assembly. NCBI's taxonomy places the organism in Eukaryota, Metazoa, Chordata, Amphibia, Anura, Ranidae.
AUCCAGACUGCUUCUACAAACAUUUGUGAAAGAAUGGGUCACCCUGAGGAGCUCAGUGAAUUCAAGCAUGGUACCAUGAUAGGUUGCCACCUGUGCAAGUCCAUCCGUGAAAUUUCCGUGCUACUAAAUAUUCCAUGGUCAACUGUUGGUGGUAUUAUAACAAAGUGGAAGCAACUGGGAACAACAGCAACUCAGCCACAAAGUGGUAGGCCACGUAAAAUGACAGAGCGGGGUCAGCGCAUGCUAAAGCGCACAGUGUGCAGAAGUAAUCAACUGUCUGCAGAGUCAAUAGCUAAAGACCUCCAAACUUUGUGUGGCCUUCAGAUUAGCACAACAAGAGUGCGUAGAGAGCUUCAUGGAAUGGGUUUCCAUGGCCAAGCAGCUGCAUCCAAGCCUUACACCACCAAGUGCAAUGCAAAGUGUCAGAUACAGUGGUAUAAAGCACAUCACCACUGGACUCUAGAGCAGUGGAAACAUGUUCUCUGGAGUGACCAAUCACGCUUCUCUGUCUGGCAAUCCGAUGGACGUGGCUGGGUUUGAGUUUGGUGGUUGCCAGGAGAACAGUCAGACGACAGCAUUUUUGCCAAGUGUAAAG